GAUUAAGUGGGGCGUGUAUAACCCAAUUUUUUCCCUCUUUUAACUUUGGAUGAAACAUGAAAGCCAUGUGUCUAUGGUUAUUAAGAGUUCAAGAUUCGGUUUAGUUGGUUUAGAUUUCUUGUUCAAUUCCGGUUUUCUGUACCGAUGUAACGAAUUUUUAUGCUCGGCUUGUUUUAAUUUUCACACAUGAAAAAGUCAGAAUAACAGUAGUUUUCUCAAAAGAACCAUUAAGCUCGGCUUGUUUUAAUUUUCUUUUGUUGGUGAACUUGGUUCACAUUCUUAACAUUACAAUUAAGUAGGGUUAAUUUUUUUUUUUUGGUGUAGGGGGGGGGGGAUAAAAAUUAAUUACAAUAAGCAGGCUAAUUCGCUAAGAUAUAUGAUGAAUAAUGUGUUAAUAUAACCAGUCUUUAUCUUUCUUUACUUUUAUUUUUUAACCAGUCUCAAUCUUAUAUGUAAUGUAGCAAUUGACAAGUUUAAUCAAAUAUAUUUCAGCUACUAGUUUAACUUUCAUCUAAAGAUUUAUUGCAUGAGAACACUGAAAUAAAAAUGGUCGUGAACAAACCAAUGUAGGAUUUAUCUAUGAGUAAAACAAAACGAUGACGACAUUAGUAACCUCACUUAACUACAUUGGUGAAAGCUGAACAGUAUGCUAGAAAUACCAAACAAUAAAGGUUCUAACAAUUAAUUAACUAACCGCAAGUGGCUCAAAGCUAGAAAAUAAGAAAAGAAUCCAUAUGCUGUAACAAUUUAUAAAUAUAAACUAUGCAAUUAGGUUGAAACUUUAAGAUAUCUAUAAUUCAUCUUAGUAUAGGAAAUGCCUAACUCCUUAAAUAUCCCCAAGGGAAACUAAUUUUUAAUAUUGAAUUGAACUAACUAGUUUAUUUCACUUGUCCACAGUUCUUAAAAUUUCUUGAAAAUACAGAUACCGUCUUUGCAAAUUACAAUUUUUUUUCUUAGCUUGUUUUCAAACUAUAUUUAGCAUGAAAUUUGAUAUAAAUAUCCAUUUAGAUUAUAUAGAGAAUGAGUUGACGAGAUGUGUUGAUAAAAUUAAAUUUUUGAUCUACCCUAUUUUCUCUACUAAAGCAGAGUAAUAAAUAUCCUGGUUAAUAAGUUCAUGAUGGAUGUUUACAUGUUUUCAUUGUAACAUAUCUUUCGACAUAUCAGAUUCUCUACAGUUCUUGAAAACUUAUAGAUAAAACUCAAAUGGCCAAGAAACCGUAUCACCUCCGUCAUCAGCCGCGUAAAUCUUCAUCGACGACUACGCAGGCUUUCACAGUUAUCAUUCUUCUACUCUUCUUCAUCAUGAUUCUUCUUGGUCUCGGUAUCCUUUCACUACCUAACACCAGCAGGAACUCUUCAAGGCCGGUUGAUUUGACCACAAUUAUACGGGAUAGCGAGGAGAGGGAGAGCUAUGGAAAUGAAGAUGGUAAUGGUGACCGUUGGGUCGAAGUUAUCUCGUGGGAGCCUAGAGCUUUCCUUUAUCAUAAUUUCAUGACAAAUGAAGAAUGUGAGCACUUGAUUAGCCUCGCGAAACCUAGCAUGAAAAAGUCAAAGGUGGUUGAUGUGAAAACUGGAGGAAGCAAAGACAGCAGGUUCUGUUACUCAUUGAUAUAUUUUUCUCCUUCAAGUUUAAUUCUAAAUCUUACAAAUCGAAUAAUGUGCAGAGUAAGAACAAGCUCAGGAACUUUUCUUAAAAGAGGACAAGACGAAAUAGUGGAAGAGAUUGAGAACAGAAUCUCAGAUUUCACCUUCAUUCCUGUAGAAAAUGGAGAAGGGCUACAAGUUCUACAUUACGAAGUUGGGCAGAAAUAUGAGCCUCAUCAUGAUUAUUUCUCAGACGAGUACAAUGUCAAAAGAGGAGGGAACCGAAUAGCUACUGUACUCAUGUAUCUCUCGGAUGUUGAAGAAGGCGGUGAGACGGUUUUCCCUGCAGCCAAAGGAAACAUAAGUGAUGUCCCGUGGUGGAACGAGCUCUCACAAUGUGGUAGAGAAGGACUCUCUGUUUUACCAAAGAAAAGAGAUGCUUUACUCUUCUGGAGCGCGAGGCCUGAUGCGUCGCUAGACCCUUCAAGCUUGCAUGGUGGUUGUCCCGUGAUCAAAGGAAACAAGUGGUCAUCAACUAAAUGGUUUCACUUUAACGAGUACACGGCUUGAAUAAAAUGAAGAUGGCUUUUUAAGAGGUUAAAGCUCUCUUUUUUUUUCUUUUUUCUUGAAACACAAGGUCAAAGCGCUCUUAAUCUCACUUUAGUAUUGAUUACUUUGUAUUGUCUCUGAUUGUUUUAAUGUAUCUGUCGUCUUUUGCAGGUUUACAUGACCAAAUCUAACUAACAACAUGAACUAGUAUGUGUAUCAUUUUCAAUUUCAUACUGAUACGUCUCUUAAAAGCUCUCAAACUCUGCAGCAGCUAAACUUAUGUAGCUGAUGUUACCUUAUCAACUAUAGUAAAAAAAAACCUCAAUCUUAUUGUUCGAUAGACAAUAAAUAAAUAAUACCGAUCCAUUUUCUCCUGGUAAAACAAAAGAGUGCUCAUAUUUUAUUUCAAAUUUAGAAAACGAUUGUGACAGUGAAAGUGACAAUGGUUCCAAGAGACUGUAGCAUGAAG
Brassica rapa (field mustard) is the source of this 2602-nucleotide messenger RNA. RefSeq names its product probable prolyl 4-hydroxylase 8. Gene Ontology annotation, cellular component: endoplasmic reticulum. NCBI's taxonomy places the organism in Eukaryota, Viridiplantae, Streptophyta, Magnoliopsida, Brassicales, Brassicaceae. Gene Ontology annotation, molecular function: L-ascorbic acid binding; procollagen-proline 4-dioxygenase activity; iron ion binding. Gene Ontology annotation, biological process: peptidyl-proline hydroxylation to 4-hydroxy-L-proline. The record is from RefSeq and is a predicted model, not a curated record.